AUGGACGAGGGUAUCGUUAAAGAUGCCAGCUACCCUUAUGAGGCUAAGUUUGGAUCGUGCAAGACAUCAAUCACCACUGAUGCGAAGCAGCAGUGUCUGAAACCUAGGCAAUUCCAUCAAGCAGUGACCAUACCGGCAGCUGAUGAAGCAGCUAUGAUAAGGAAUGUAGCAAAAGGGCCCGUGGCGGCCAAAAUAUAUGCUUCGGAUCCCGCAUUCAUACAUUACCAGGAAGGCAUCAUAACAGCCAAGGACUGUAAGGCGUUGGAUCCAAACCAUAACGUGAUCAUCGUUGGGUAUGGCACUUCUUCAAAAGGAACGCCGUAUUGGAAAAUCAUGAACACCUGGGGGGAGUCUUGGGGAGUGAAAGGCUUCGGCUUUAUCGAGCGAACCGGAAACCAGCCAG
Molecule: messenger RNA, 403 nt
Organism: Perkinsus marinus ATCC 50983
Lineage: Eukaryota; Perkinsozoa; Perkinsida; Perkinsidae
Product: cathepsin L, putative
Exons: 4
Cellular component (GO): lysosome
Molecular function (GO): cysteine-type endopeptidase activity
Source: RefSeq, a predicted model, not a curated record